CCUAUAUAGCUUACACACCAUCAUACCCACCAACAUAUAUAAUCUUUGUCAUAGAGAGGGAUAAACAAAGGCAGAUAUCAAGAACAAUACCAAGAUCAAGAACAAGACUUCACUAGGAGAAGGAGAAUGGGAAGAGCACCAUGCUGUGACAAAGCGAACGUGAAGAAGGGGCCUUGGUCUCCUGAGGAAGAUGCAAAGCUCAAAUCCUACAUUGAAAAGAAUGGCACAGGAGGCAACUGGAUCGCUUUGCCUCACAAGAUUGGUUUGAAGAGAUGUGGGAAGAGUUGCAGGCUGAGGUGGCUUAACUAUCUUAGACCAAACAUCAAGCAUGGUGGCUUCUCUGAGGAAGAAGAAAAUAUCAUUUGUAGCCUCUAUCUUACUAUUGGUAGCAGGUGGUCUAUAAUCGCUGCUCAAUUGCCGGGACGAACAGACAACGAUAUAAAAAACUAUUGGAACACAAGGCUUAAGAAGAAACUUAUCAGCAAACAACGCAAGGAGCUUCAAGAAGCUUGUAUGGAACAGCAAGAUAUGAUGGUUAUGAUGAAGAGACAACAACAACAACAACAACAACUACAAAAUCAAAGUUCUUUCAUGAUGAGACAAGACCAAACAAUGUUCACAUGGCCACUACAUCAUCAGAAUGUUCAAGUACCAACUCUUGUCAUGAAUCAAACCAACUCGCUCUGCGACCAAGAAGAUAUUAAGCCAGCGAUCAUGGUCAAGAUCGAAGAUCAAGAACUGGAGAGGGCAAACGCUCAUCAUCAUCAUCAUCAUCAUCAAGAUUCGAUGACGACAAACGCUUUUGAUCAUCUCUCCUUCUCUCAACUUUUGUUAGAUCCUAAUCAUAACCACUUAGGAUCAGGAGAGGGUUUCCCCAAGAACUCGAUUUUGAGCGCCAACUCAAACUCUCAAUUGCUCAACACAAGUAUUGAUCAUCAAUGGUUCGGGAAUUUCCAAGCCGAAACCAUCGAAUUAUUUUUAGGAGCCGCCACAAGUACUUCGGCAGAUCAAAGCACCAUUAGUUGGGAGGACAUUAGCUCUCUUGUUUAUUCCGAUUCGAAGCAAUUUUGUUAAUUAACUAUUCUCAACAUGAACCGUACGUCAUUAUUAUUAAUUGGAGUAAUAUAGGGUACGUGUAUAUAUGGAAUAACGAUCUAUUUAAAAACUUUUUAUUGAUA
Molecule: messenger RNA, 1178 nt
Organism: Camelina sativa (false flax)
Lineage: Eukaryota; Viridiplantae; Streptophyta; Magnoliopsida; Brassicales; Brassicaceae
Product: transcription factor RAX3-like
Source: RefSeq, a predicted model, not a curated record